Messenger RNA from Exophiala mesophila, 1836 nucleotides. Its product is annotated as dihydroxy-acid dehydratase. Bases 1 to 1836 code for a protein of 611 amino acids. Gene Ontology annotation, cellular component: mitochondrion. The record is from RefSeq and is a predicted model, not a curated record. The transcript is spliced from 4 exons. Gene Ontology annotation, biological process: branched-chain amino acid biosynthetic process. Gene Ontology annotation, molecular function: dihydroxy-acid dehydratase activity. Lineage: Eukaryota; Fungi; Ascomycota; Eurotiomycetes; Chaetothyriales; Herpotrichiellaceae.
AUGGAGACCUCUAGAGACGAGAAACCCGUACCAACCAUGGCUAAAUAUAUCGAAUUCGCUGCCUUGAAGCCUGACGCGGUGGAUGGCGACGGGAUACCAAUGCUCAACAGGUGGUCUCACCUCAUUACACGAGACCACGACUUCCCGGCUUCUCAGGCUAUGCUCUAUGCCGCUGGCGUACCCAGCAAAGAGGCAAUGCAGAAAAGUCCUCACGUUGGAAUUGCCUCUGUCUGGUGGGAAGGCAAUCCCUGCAACAUGCACCUUCUCGAUCUGGGACGGACAAUCAAAGAUUCGGUUCAGAAGCAGGGUUUCAUCGGCUGGCAAUACAAUACCAUCGGUGUCUCUGAUGCGAUUACAAUGGGCACUGAAGGCAUGCGAUUUUCUCUACAAACAAGAGAAAUCAUCGCCGACAGUAUCGAAACCGUGACAAACGCACAACACCAUGAUGCUAAUAUCUGUGUGGCUGGAUGCGACAAAAAUAUGCCGGGAGUCAUCAUGGGUAUGAUACGACAUAAUCGCCCGUCAAUGAUGGUGUAUGGCGGGGCGAUCGAUCCUGGCUACUCUCACCAUCUUCGUAAACGUACGAACAUUGCGUCCGUCUACGAAGCCCAUGGGGCAUAUCAAUACGGAACACUUCUGAAAGCCGUCUCCGCGCAAUCAUCGGAUCAGACGUCGACAUUAUGUCCAGAAGAGAUACUCGAUGAUAUUGUCAAAACUGCAUGCCCAGGCCCUGGUGCUUGUGGCGGUAUGUAUACAGCGAACACAAUGGCCACAGCUAUUGAGGUAAUGGGCCUGUCUUUACCAGGGUCGUCGUCCAACCCAGCAACAUCACCUGCUAAACUGCGAGAAUGUCAAAAGACAGGAGAGACUAUUCGGGUUUGUAUGGAAAAAAAUAUAUGUCCACGGCAGCUAGUUACCCGAGAAUCGCUGGAGAAUGCAUUGGUCAUGACAAUGAUUCUCGGAGGCUCUACCAAUAGUGUUCUCCACUUGCUCGCAAUCGCAGCUACGGCCGAAGUUGAUCUAACCCUGGCGGAUAUCCAACGAGUGAGCGACAAAAUUCCAUUCCUUGCUGAUCUUGCUCCUAGUGGACGGUACCUCAUGGCCGAUCUCUACGAAGUUGGUGGGAUCCCUGCCGUUUGUAAGCUCCUCAUAGCCGCUGGAUUGAUCAAUAGCCAAACCCCAACGAUUACAGGAAAGACUCUUGGUCAAAACGUGGAGCCGUUCCCUUCAUUACGACAGGGUCAGGCUAUUAUACACCCUCUCGCGGCUCCAAUCAAGGCGACAGGUCAUAUUCAGAUCUUAAAAGGCAAUCUUGCUCCAGGGGGCGCAGUUGCCAAGAUAUCAGGUAAAGAAGGAGCUCUAUUCCAAGGCCGUGCUCGAGUUUUUGACAAGGAGAUGUAUUUGAAUGCGGCUCUAGCUGCAGGCGAAAUCCCUCGCGACGAAAACUUGGUUCUCAUUGUGCGGUACGAAGGUCCAACAGGAGGACCGGGAAUGCCAGAGCAAUUAAAAGCGUCUGCGGCUAUCAUUGGUGCCGGGUUGACAAACGUGGCUCUGGUUACCGAUGGGCGGUAUUCGGGUGCCUCGCACGGUUUCAUUGUGGGACACGUAGUUCCAGAGGCCGCGCUUGGGGGUCCCAUAGCUAUUGUGCGAGACGGCGACAUGAUCACCAUUUCUGCGAUCACAAACGAGCUCAGUGUAGAUCUGAGUGAUGCGGAAAUUACUCAGCGGCUCAAGGAUUGGCGUCCUCCAAAGAGUAACGUGACCCGAGGAGUGUUAGCCAAGUACCGGAAACUAGUUGGUCCAGCCGAUAGAGGUGCUGUAACCGAUUUGUUCUGA